GUUAUUGGCAUCGACGUCGCCCUCAAAAUCUAACGCCGCCUGCGUCGCCUAGGUCAACGUCGCCACCGUUCGCAAGACAUUCAAAAUGGCCACCGGUACUCUCCCCAAGGACGUUUCCAAGCUCGGACAGGAAAUCAAGCUUUUCGGCAAAUGGGAUACCCAGGAUGUUGAAGUGAAGGACAUUUCCCUCACUGACUACAUCCAGGUCCGACAUGCUGUCUACCUUCCUCACACCGCUGGCCGAUACGCCAAGAAGCAAUUCAAGAAGGCCCAAAUGCCUAUCGUCGAACGAUUGGUUGACAGCUUGAUGAUGAAGGGCCGCAACAACGGCAAGAAGCUCAUGACCGUCCGAAUUGUCGCCCAUGCUUUCGAAAUCAUCCACCUCCUCACCGAUCAGAACCCCAUCCAGGUUUUGGUUGAUGCUAUCGUUAACACCGGUCCCCGUGAAGACUCCACCCGUAUCGGCUCUCAAGGCACCGUCCGACGACAGGCCGUUGAUGUUUCGCCACUCCGACGAGUCAACCAGUCCAUCGCUCUCCUCACCACCGGCACCCGCGAAUCUGCUUUCCGCAACGUGAAAUCCAUUGCCGAGUGCUUGGCCGAUGAGCUCAUCAACGCCGCAAAAGGUUCAUCGAACUCCUAUGCUAUCAAGAAAAAGGACGAGCUGGAGCGUGUCGCCAAGUCCAAUCGGUGAUUGGAUUUUUCGGUCCUCUUUCUGUGGUUGGGCGACGGUGGCGAACAUGUCAGGUGGUUCAGAAAGUCUUUUUUUGCAGCAAUUCAAUAUGUUCCUUCUCCAUGAUAUGUAUGUACCACCUCGCCGACAUCAUAAUGGCCUAUGCUAUGUACCCUGCAAACCCUCAUG
Coprinopsis cinerea okayama7#130 is the source of this 862-nucleotide messenger RNA. Its product is annotated as 40S ribosomal protein S5. NCBI's taxonomy places the organism in Eukaryota, Fungi, Basidiomycota, Agaricomycetes, Agaricales, Psathyrellaceae. The record is from RefSeq and is a predicted model, not a curated record. Gene Ontology annotation, molecular function: mRNA binding; structural constituent of ribosome; rRNA binding. Gene Ontology annotation, cellular component: ribosome; cytosolic small ribosomal subunit. Gene Ontology annotation, biological process: translation; ribosomal small subunit assembly. The coding region runs from base 86 to 694 and encodes 202 amino acids. The transcript is spliced from 6 exons.